This is a messenger RNA of Cololabis saira (Pacific saury), 6541 nucleotides long. RefSeq names its product complement C3-like. Gene Ontology annotation, cellular component: extracellular region. The coding region runs from base 275 to 5224 and encodes 1649 amino acids. The record is from RefSeq and is a predicted model, not a curated record. Gene Ontology annotation, molecular function: endopeptidase inhibitor activity; protein binding. Lineage: Eukaryota; Metazoa; Chordata; Actinopteri; Beloniformes; Belonidae. The transcript has 43 exons.
UGGGGGGCGAGGGCCCGUUCAUCGCUGCUUGCAGCUUUAAUUUUUUUUUUUGUUCCCGUCCAGUCCAGUUGAGUUCGAAUGCUGUCAGUUAAACAUAACAUUUUACUCAGCUCACCUUUGGAAAAGCAGGCAGUCAUUUACUAUAAUGAAAAGGGCUGGGCAGUUUGUAUGCUGAGAGGAGAGAAACUACAAAAAAGUAUAGAUAGGUGAAGUAAAGUGCAGUUGGAGGGAGGUGGGUGCAAAACGUUGUUGCAGAGACGUGCAGUAACUAAGUAUGGGGUUGGACAGGAGGACAAAGGGGACACAGCUGUGGCUGUUAAACUCACUGGCUUUUGUCUUCUCUGUGUCUCUGACUGAUGGAUCUCCAAUGAAGGUGAUGUCCGCCCCCAACUUGCUACGAGUUGGAACACCAGAAAAUAUCUUUCUGGAGUGUCAAGACUGCCCCCAAAGUAACUUCACAGUCACAAUUGCUGCAAUGAAUUAUCCCACCAAAGCUCAAAGACUGGCAUUCACAACUGUGACUCUUAACACUGCAAACCAGUUCCAAGAAUUUGGGAAAAUCACGAUCCCCUCUGGAGACUUUAGUCAAGAUCCCAACUCAAAGCAGUAUGUUUACCUUCAAGCUUAUUUCCCAGAUGUAACACUGGAGAAAGUUGUUUUAGUGUCCUUUCAAUCUGGCUACAUCUUCAUCCAGACAGACAAGACGCUCUACACACCCAACAGCAAAGUGUAUUACAGGGUAUUUGCACUGACACCCAGGAUGGAGCCUGUCGACAGAACUACAUCAAACCAAAUGGAUGCUUCUAUUGCAAUUGACUUUUUGACACCUGAAGGCAUCAUUUUAGCACAAGAUUUAGUCUCUCUGAAGUCGGGAAUGUACUCUGGAGAUUUCAAACUUGCUGAAGUUGUCAGCGUUGGAGUUUGGAAAAUAAGAGUGAAGUUCCGCAGCAUUCCACACAUGAAAUACUCCACACAGUUUGAGGUCAAAGAUUACGUGCUGCCCAGUUUUGAUGUGACAUUGAUGCAUCAGCGCUCAUUCUUCUUUGUGGACAGCGAAGAACUCCAUAUUGACAUCAAAGCUACGUAUCUGUUCGGUGAACCGGUGGAUGGGUCAGCCUACGGAGUAUUUGGUGUUUUGCAUCAGGAUCAAAAGCAGAGUUUUCCCAGCUCACUUCAAAGAGUGUUGAUUGAGGAAGGAGAGGGAGCCAUGACACUGAAGAGACAGCACAUCACACAGAUCUUUGAAAACAUCACAGAUCUAGUGGGAAGCUCCAUAUUUCUGAUCGUCACUGUGUUGACAGACAACGGGAGUGAGAUGGUAGAGGCAGAGCUGAGGGGAAUUCAGGUUGUCACAUCCCCUUACUCCAUCAACUUCAAAAAAACACCCAAAUAUUUCAAAGCAGGGAUGUCUUUUGAUGUUCUGGUUGAAGUAACGCAUCCCGACGACACUCCGGCACAAGGUGUUGCAGUGGUGACUGAUGCACAAGGGGUUCAGGGCGUCACCUCAGCUAACGGCAUGGCAAGGCUUUCUAUCAAUACGAUGGAAAAUCUACAGACAUUGACAAUCACAGCGAAGACCAAAGAUCCUCGUUAUUCGUCUGAAAGGCAAGCAUCGGCCAGCAUGACGGCUCUACCAUAUUCCUCCAACAGCAACAGCUACAUCCACAUAGGGCUUUCUACAGCUGAAGCAAGAGUAGGAGAAAACCUAAAAAUGGACUUAAUCCUCAACAAGCAGGAAAAUCAGGAAAACGACAUUACAUACCUGAUCCUAAGCAGAGGUCAGCUGGUGAAAUAUGGCCGCUUCAAAGUACAGAGACAAGUAAUAAUAUCUAUAAUAGUCCCCAUUACCAAGGAGAUGCUUCCAUCAUUCCGCAUCAUAGCCUACUACCAUCCAAAUGAUAAAGAAGUGGUGUCUGACUCUGUUUGGGUGGAUGUGAAAGACUCCUGCAUGGGCUCGCUGACGCUGACACCACUGAGGCCUACUCCAGUUUAUGAACCUCGCAAGAUGUUUGCUCUGAAAAUCACAGGCGAUCCAAAAGCCACAGUGGGACUGGCUGCCGUUGACAAAGGUGUUUUCGUCCUGAGCAACAAGCGCCGCCUCACACAAAAAAAGGUCUGGGACACUGUAGAGAAGCAUGACACAGGCUGCACACCCGGUGGAGGGAAGAACAGUAUGAGUGUCUUCUACGAUGCUGGGCUGUUGUUUGAGUCCAAUAUAGCUUCUGGGACUCCUUAUAGACUAGAGCUGAAAUGUCUGCCCUCCAGUAGAAAGAAACGAGCCACUGCAAUGAUGAACGUCACAACCAGCUUGUUGAGUCAAUAUGGAAACGAAGAGGAACGUACCUGUUGUUUGGAUGGCAUGCGGGACACACCUGUUUCAUACACCUGCGAGCGGCGCAGCGAGUACAUUGCUGCUGGACCGGCCUGUGUCAUCGCCUUCCUGCACUGCUGCAGGGAGACGGAAAGACAGCGAGCCGAGAGGAGAGAGGGAAAUCUACAACUGGCUCGCAGUGACGAAGAUGACAACAGUUACACUGACGUCAAUGACAUUGUUUCUCGCUCAAAGUUUCCUGCAAGCUGGUUGUGGUCAGACGUCACACUGCCUGCUUGUCCUCAAGAGAAGCCCAACUGCCAAACUACAUCAUUGACAAAAAGCUUUCCUUUGCAAGAUGCAAUCACAACCUGGCAUUUCACUGGCAUCAGUCUGUCAAGAACUCAUGGUAUCUGUAUAGCUGAUCCAUUGGAGAUAAUUGUCAAUAAGAAAUUCUUCAUUGACCUCAGACUGCCGUCCUCAACUGUCCGUGGAGAGCAGAUUGAAAUUAAAGCAGUCCUUCACAACUACACUCCCGAUCCCGUCACUGUGCAAGUGCAUUUGAUUGAGGAGUCACAUGUGUGCAGUGUUGCUUCUAAGCGUGGAAAAUAUCGUCAGGAGGUCAAAGUAGGGCCUAAAUCCACACGUUCCUUACCUUUUGUCGUUAUUCCCAUGAAGGAGGGAGAAUUCAGCAUUGAGGUCAAAGCAGCUGUGUUAGAUUCGAGCCUCAGUGAUGGAAUCAUUAAGAUAAUGCGGGUGUUGCCUGAAGGCUUCCUAGUAAAAUAUCGUCAGACUAUAAGUCUCGACCCAGAAAAUAAAGGAGAAGAUGGUAAACAAGUGGAACACAUCAACAGUAAAAUUUCUCUUCUAGACAUCCUCCCAAAUACGCCAACCAGCACACAGAUCGCUGUGACAGGAAAACAUCCUGGAGAAGAGCUGACAAACACUAUUGAUGGAGGGCCGAUGACAAGUCUGAUCUACGAACCGUCCGGCUGUGGAGAGGAAAACAUGAUCCACAUGACCAUGCCUGUCAUUGCUGCCACUUAUUUGGACAAAACCAACCAGUGGGAUGCUGUGGGCAUUGACAGACGCUAUGAAGUCUUGCAACUCAUCAGAACUGGUUUUCAGAACCAACUUGCAUACCGUAAGAAGGAUGGAUCUUUUGGAGGAUAUCUUGCUCGUCCAAGCAGCACCUGGCUGACAGCUUACGUUGUCAAAGUGUUCGCCAUGGCCUACAACCUGGUGGGAGUGCAAAGGUCUGUUAUCUGUGACGCUGUCAAGUUCCUGAUCCUCAAAACACAGCAACCUAGCGGCUUGUUUGAAGAAGUUGGGGGAGUAUCCAACCGAGAGAUGAUGGGAGGUGUCGAGAGCACAGAGUCUGAUGCCUCCAUGACAGCCUUUUGCCUCAUUGCUAUGCAGGAGUCACGCACAACAUGUGCUGCCACGCUCCGUAGUCUUCAAGGUCACAUGGACAGGGCAGUGGCCUACCUGGUGAAGCGCCUGCCGAGCUUAGUCAACCCUUACGCCAUCACCAUGGCAUCAUAUGCCUUGGCCAAUGAAAACAAACUGAACCUGGAGAUCCUCCACAGAUUUGCUUCUCCAGAUUUAUCCCACUGGCCUGUGCCUCAGGGACGUGUUUACACUGUGGAGGCUACAGCAUAUGCUCUUCUGGCACUGGUCAAGUCCAGGGCCUUUAAGGAAGCUGCACCUGUUGUCAGGUGGUUGAAUAAGCAGCAGAGAGAGCAAGGAAGCUAUGGAUCCACUCAGGCCACCCUGACAGUUUACCAGGCUGUGGCAGAGUACUGGACCAGUGACAAAGAUGCAGACUAUAAUCUGAACGUGGAUAUCUUGUUGCCGGGCAGAUCAAAACCAGACAAGUACAACAUAAACAGGGAAAACCACUACGCUACAAGAACAUCUAAAGUCAAUGACAUAAACCAGGAUGUUCAGGUGACAGCCACAGGACCAGGAGGAGCAACAGUGACCAUGGUGUCACUGUAUUACACUUUACCUAAAGAAAAGGACAGUGACUGUCAGAAAUUUAACUUGUCGGUGCAGCUUAUCCCAGAGAAGAUUGGUGAAGAUGAAAAGAUAUACAAGCUGCACAUAGAGGUUUUAUAUAAGGACAGAUAUCACGAUGCAACCAUGUCAGCCUUGGAUAUUGCCUUGCUAACGGGCUUCACUGCUAAUACAAAAGACCUCAACCUAUUGUCUAAAGGGCAGGCGCGCACAAUUGCAAAAUAUAAGGAAAACAACAGCGAGACAGAGAGAAGCUCACUCGUCAUCUACCUGGACAAGGUCUCACACACACAACCUGAGCAGAUCACUUUUAGGAUACAUCAGAAGUUGAAAGUGGGUGUAUUACAACCAGCUGCUGUGUCUGUCUAUGAGUUCAACAGUCAUCAAGAGAGCAAUGAGUCACAUUGUGUGAAAUUCUACCAUCCAGAGAGGACAGGCGGACAACUACUGCGUCUCUGCAGAGAUGAUGAAUGCACUUGCGCUGAAGAGAACUGCAGCAUGCAGAAGAAAGGCAACAUUGACAAUGGUGAUCGCACAGCUAAGAUCUGUGAGACCCAAGUGAACAGCAGAACAGAUUUUGCGUACAAAGUAAGACUGAAUGAGUUUACCGAUGGUUUGUCCACUGACAUUUACACUAUGCAAGUACUCCAUGCCAUCAAAGAAGGAAGUUCUGAUGUUGGUCCCCAGGAAAAACAACGCAUUUUUCUCAGUUACCGGCACUGCAGAGAAGCUUUAGCUCUCGCAACAGGCAAGACCUAUCUCGUCAUGGGGACGUCCAGGGAUAUUUUCACUGAUGAAAAUAGUCAAUCUAUGUGCUUGGUGAGAGGACGUGGAUCGAGUACUGGCCCACAGAGGCAGAGUGUAAAACCGCAAAAUACAAACCUACUUGUGUAGGCAUGGAGAAAAUGGUCCAGCAGUUCACACUCCAUGGUUGUCCACAUUAGAGCUUCAGCAGUAGCAGCAAACAUUAAUUUUAGGGGGGAAUAUUAGGUAGAAAAAAAAUCUGCGACUGAGUGCUUAUAUUCAUGUCACAUUAUCACAUUAUGCUGCAUUUGCUAUCCCUCAUAAUUGGGUAUAACUAAGGUGCAUCACAUCAAUUUCACCAGAUGCCCACCCCACAGGGGACAGGGGUGGAGUCAAUCAAGCUGAUUCCACCCAUAAAAACAGCUGCUGUGAAUGCAGCUGCAAUAACAUGUUAAAGAGGCAACUUUUGCAUUAUAUCUCUGUGGUAUUUUGUCCAACACAUCACAAAGGUUUUAUAAACUACGGAGCCCUUGAGGUGACAUGGAAAUUAUUAUUUUUAUCUCGUGCGCACGACUUUUUAUGUCGUGCGCACCACUUUUUAUCUCGUGCGCACCACUUUUUAUGUCGUGCGCACCACUUUUUAUCUCGUGCGCACCACUUUUUAUGUCGUGCGCACGACUUACUGAAAAGUCGUGCGCACGAGAUAAAAAGAAUCAUCACUGUCUAAUGUUCUGUCUAAUGACAGAAUUAUCACUGUUUCAGCAGGUCUCUUAGGUUUAUAAUUCAGAUUAAUUUUCGUUUACAUAUAACAUUGUUUGUAGUCAUUUUAGUGCAAUUUAAAGCUUAUUUCUACAAAUAAAAUCAGCACUGUAGGCAGCGAUCUUGGACCAGCGGCCACUCUGAUUGGUCCAGCACGCUCACGUGACAAUGUCAAAGCACUUUGUGACAACUCCGCCUCUGGAAAUAGUUCCACUUUUAAAACGUCGUUUGUGAAGCCAGUUUCCCGAGAUCGGACUUCGACGACUAGAUAAAUGCUUGGCAUCAAUAGCUGUAUAUGUUGAAGUGAGCGGAUAUGUCACUUUUGGGGGUUUCCUUUUGGCCUUCCUUCCUAUUCAAUCCAGUGUUCUGUUCUCACUGACUAAAAAGUCGUGCGCACGAGAUAAAAAGUCGUGCGCACGACUUUUUAUCUCGUGCGCACGACUUUUCAGUAAGUCGUGCGCACGAGAUAAAAAGUGGUGCGCACGACAUAAAAAGUCGUGCGCACGAGAUAAAAAUAAUAAUUUCCAUGUCACCUCAAGGGCUCCGUAAUAAACAGCUUUGGAUGUUAUGUAAUAAUUUUGUCAAAGGCAAUAAUAUGUAUCAUUAAAGUACAGCUUGACUACAUUAUUUUGUAAGCCACAAAACAGAAUUAAACAUGAAAUAAAGGAGGGUAUUGCAUCAAAUUAAUCGCAUCAAAUAAACUUAAAC